Lacerta agilis (Sand lizard) is the source of this 4884-nucleotide messenger RNA. RefSeq names its product myocardin-like. The coding region runs from base 326 to 2434 and encodes 702 amino acids. The record is from RefSeq and is a predicted model, not a curated record. Lineage: Eukaryota; Metazoa; Chordata; Lepidosauria; Squamata; Lacertidae. Gene Ontology annotation, biological process: smooth muscle cell differentiation; cardiac muscle cell differentiation. The transcript is spliced from 14 exons.
UGCCCGGGGACGGGGAGGGGGGCGCGGUGGCGUCCGACCUCCAGGCGGGGGGCAGAGCCGUCGGCCCAACCCUCUCCUCCGGAGGUCCGUGCGCCUGGCCGUCCCUCGCCGCUGCCAUCCUCACCUAGGCAGCGAGGAAAAGAAGGACGCCACCCCCUCCCCCCCGGAAACGCCGCCGGCAGACCCUCCCGGAGAAGCCGUCGGGGGCGGACGGUUCCCAGCGCCCCCCAAGCCAAGCAGAAGGAGGAAGAGGAGGAGGAGGAGGAAAAGGGUUGCACCGUCCAUUCCGAUUUGGGAUUACUGUAUACCUGCAAGGACUCCAAAGAUGACACUCCUGGCUUCUGAACGAUCCAUGCUGAUCCGAAGCAAAUUCCGCUCCGUUCUGCAGCUGCGCAUGGAACACCGGCGGUCCCAAGAACAGCUCUCCAAACGCCACUUACUCCCAGCGCUCAACAAACCCCUUGCAAGUUUCUCGCAGCCCAAUGGGACCCAGGGCCAGAACAGGGCCAAUGAGAUUGCCAAGCUGAAAGUCUCGCCCCGGCCCCACAAGACCAGCACUGCUAAGGGCCAGCUGUCAGAAGUGUCUCCGGGGGACCCUUCUGAGCUGCAGGACAAAAAGGCUCGCCUGGCUGAAGACCUGAGUGAGAAGAUCCUACACCGCCCUGGACCACUUGAGCUGGUGAAGAAAAACAUCCUUUCCUUGGAUCCAGGUAUCAAGGAUGCUGUGGCAGAUGCAACUCUCGCUGCUCCUGAUUCCUUCACCUUUGAGGAAGAUCUCAGUAGUUCUUCUUCUUCCUCCUCCUCCUCCUCCUCCCCGUGCUUUGCACUGUCUCCUGGAAGUGCCCAUGGGAACCCUUCCACCGCAGCAGCAGCCUUUCAGCUGGACCUCCCUCCGAUCCUGGAUCAGCAGCUGCCUCCUGUGCCGUCAUCCACCUCUGAGGCUGAGUUCCCUCCCCAAGGGGGGAGCCCCCUUGCCAAGCCCUCCGUUUCACUCCUCAAGGCCCCAUCCAAGGUCCCUGAGACCAGGAAGCCCCCGCGCCCCAAGAAGGCCAAGGAGCCGCGCCCCAAAGUGAAGAAGCUCAAGUACCACCAGUACAUGCCGCCCGACCAGAAGGGGGAGCAGGCGCCGGUGCCCAUGGAUGCGGCCUACGCCCGUGUCCUCCAGCAGCAACAGGUCUUCUUGCAGCUCCAGAUCAUGAGCCAGCAGCAGCCCACGCCGACAUCGCCAGCCACCUUCUGCGUCCGAGCCGUGCACGCUGUUCCAGCCAGCAGUGCUCCAGAGCAGGUCCUGAGCUUCGCUGGGACGCCUGCGCCACCAAGUGGGCCUCUCCCGCUCCCCUCUCCAGCCACGCCAACCUCCCCUUCGCCGCCCAAACCGGAACUGCUGCCUGCCAACUUGGAGGAGCUAACGGUCUCCGAACUCCGCCAGCAGCUCCGGAAGCGGGGCCUCCCUGUUUCUGGCACCAAGCCGGCCCUGCUGGAGCGCCUCAAGCCUUACCAGGUGGCUAGGGCCAAGCCCCCACCUGUCCCGCUCUCCAGCGCCCGCUUGGCACCCUCCGACCUAGAGGAGGAGGCCCAGGCCCUGCGGGAGAAGCAGCGGGUGGCUGAGAGCCUGGCGCUGAAACUCCACCGGGAGCAGAAACACCAUGACGAUGACCUCCGAGUGGAGCUGGAGAUGCACAAACGGAUCAAGAACCGCCGCAAGGGAGCACUACCGCCCCACGGCCAGCAGGGGGCACCUCCGCCCUACGUCCCCAAGAGAGAAUGCGCCAAGGAGGGAGGAGGCACAGAAGAUGGCUUCAUGGUUUUGUGCCCUGCCUCCUGUGAGCCGAUUAAUUCUGAUAUGGAGCUGCCCCUUGAAAUAACAGCCAGCCCCCCGGACCCAGCCCCAGCAACCCGUUCCCUGGAGGAGGAGCUCCAAGAAGCCAUCCAGAAAGCUCAGCUGGUGCCAAGCCAAUCGAUCGAAGAUAUCCUAGAGGAACCACUGAUGUGUUCAGGUGACCUUCUUCAAGCACCUGCCUUGAACCCAGAAGUCCCUGAUCGAGUUGCCCCAUCCCCGCAAGAACCGUCACCACCAAAGAAACCGCGGCCCAGCAGCGAACCUCCUUUGGUGACCUCCGCCAUCUUUGAUUUUCCUGGUCCCUACGACUUCCUCUCGACGGCCUCCUCUUCCUCUGCGUCGCUGGACUCACUGUCCUCUGUUUUCUCCCCUGACUCUCUGGAGAUGCCCCCAUCUCCCCCAGAUGCCUGGCAAGGAAACGGUGCCCGUGCUGGAUUUGACCCGGUCGAUUGGCUAGAGGCCUUGACCUCGGGCUCAGCAUCAGGCCUCGGCUCCACCAGUCCUGUUGGGGGCAGCAUCUUCUGCACGGACUUCUUUGAUUCAACCGACCUUGGCGUCAACCACAUGAUAGACUUAAUGGUGGAGCAGUGGUAGGUGGGGUGUUAGCAGCCCAUUCGGAGACCCCAAGGCCUGGAGGGAAAGGGGGAGAAUCCUCUGCGUACCCUGUAAGGCCUUGCCGGCACUGGGUACCACCUUGAAUGGGUGAGAAUGAGAGAGCAGUUUUAACAUCAAGCAUUCUCACGGGUGGUCUUGUUUCGGUUCAUGGCAAGUCCAGUUGCUCUCUUAGAAGAAUUAAGCACCCUGAUGUUUGGGUUGUGUCAGCACCAGGCACCUCAUCUUCAAUGGCCUGACAGUCCCAGAAACCCUUUGCUGUCCUCAGUGAUGUCUCUAGCUUGAGAUGGAUGAAACCAAUCUUUGCAAGGACAGUGGUCCAGCCAGCCUGCUGCAUCGGGAUGGUUCAAGACAUCAAGGACCUUUAUAAAUGUUGGAGAUGAAUUAAAAUGCGUGCCUUUCUGCCAUGCCACCGUGAAGCAGUUCUUUAAAAAAAAAAAGGUUUGGAAGGGCACCAGUUUUCAACACCACCUUCCCUGGAACCUGGGUUCUUAACAUCUUGAAUGAAAGCUUUGGCAUAUGGGUCACGCUACAUUGAACCUUGGAUGCCUGCAUCGUUUCAACUCCAGAAGCCAUUAAUAGAACAGGAAGUGCCAUGGUCUACCCUCAAAGCAUCUUCGAGAGGUCAUGUUGGCUCAGUUGAACCAUGAGAACAACACCAGCUCUGCACACAUCUGUGUGGCCUCAUAGAUCAAGAUGCACACUGGCUUAGGAUGAGAAAUGCAGGUUCUACCUUGGUGCGAGGAGAUACCAUCGUUUUAUUGAAUUAAACAGAGGAAGUGCCAGCUCCGAAACAAUUUGGAUUGUGCCAUCUCAAGCCCCUGACACAAUGGGGGAGAAGCUAAGAUUUCCUGGGGCUGCCCUGAAUGGGCUACACCAGCAGUGGCAACCUCAUGUUUUACUGAAAGUGGGGGGGGGGAGAGAGUGGGAGGGAGGAAAACAUCUGUGUUGGGGACCGAACCAUCUUUUGUGGCCACUCAAAGAGAGAUGGGAUUGGAAGGGCGAAAAGCAGCUUCAACAGCUCGUGCCAUUCUAACCCUUGCUGUCAUUCUUACUUGGUGUUGCAAAGUAGAGGGUGCAUAUGCAGACACAGGGCUCAGGACCACUUCUUUUUUUGGUCUGGGGGUGCGGGGGUGGGAAAGCUCCCAAAGGGAGCUGGAUAUGGAGGGAUCUGUUUUCACAAGGGAGAUGAUCCUAGUAGCCAAAGGUUGCUGGGACAUUUAGGCCAAUGGGCUUGUCGCAGGAUCCGGGCACAGCUAUAGAAACUGCUCAUGUGGAAACAUCUAAGCAAAGGCUUAAUUCUGCUUUAAUUUGUAGCCAUUCCAUCUUUACUGGAAUCCCUGAAAAUUGUGGUUCUGUGAGACUGGCCCAGGGUAUUCUAACAGAGAAUUUCCACCGCUCUCACCAAGCUAAGGACUUAUUCACACUUCUGUUUUCCCCAUGAUUUCUAGGCACGGGUCUGAAAUCUGUCUUUUCCAUCUUGUGGGUUUCCCCAGCAAAGUGCCCUGUUUACUGCCCAAUCAGAACAAAGUCAAUCUGCUGAAAACCCAAUUGGCAUUUGUUCCGAUUCAGCAGUGAACAUCAGGUUUUUACUGGGGAAAUUGGCAAGACUAAAGGGGGAAAAAACCCAGACCCUUGCCUAGAAAUCAUGGGGCAAACAGAAGUGUGAAUAAUAAGUCCUUAGCUUGGUGAGAGCGAUAGAAAUUCUCUGUUAGAAUACCCUGGUCAGUGUGGAUGAGCCCUGUGUUUCUCUGGAGUUUUUGGAAGAAGGUAUGACAAGUUAAACUAAAAUAAUAUUGCCAGAUGUUUCAAAGCAUACAUAGGCUAUUAGGGUGUGCCUGCUGCAGCUACACUCUCAAACUACAGUCUCUAGACCUACAUAAAAACAGGACCCACUCUGUUGACUCACCCCAGUCUUGUCUCACACAAACGACACUCUCUUGAGGACCAAGUGCAGGGGAAAUAACUUUUACUGCUUUGAAGCAGAAGGGACUGUGCAGAGUGUUGACUGGCUGGGCACCUGUGACAUCAUAAGUAUAGCUUCCCCUCCCCAGAGCAGCCUUUCAGCCUCAGGUUUUAAUGCAUGCAUACAUGCACACAUACAGAUACUGUAUAAUUGUAUAUCUGUCGUAAGAAAAAAAAGACACUGUAUAUCGGAAGCAUGCAGGAGAGGGCCAAAACUGGCAAGAAAAUUUGCGUUCCCCAUAAUUUGAAGAGCAAAGGCAGAGGGAAGCUGAGCUCUCCCCCUGCAGGGGCCAAAGAGUGCCGGGUCCUCUUUUUUAUGUAUCUCUGUCUGUAACCUCAGAAAAGUUUGCUGCACCAGCCAUUUCAGCUGUAAAACACUUUCACUUCUGUACUGUCCACACUGUUGACUUGCCAAGUUGGACUGUACGAAAGUGAAGGCGGUUUGAGAGUGUAGGCAUUAAAAAAAA